GAGCGACCGAGCCUCUUCUGCCGCGUCCUGCGCAAAGGAGGGCAAAGUUGCGAGCGGAUGCUGCCGGCGCCGGACCCCAGCCGCGGACAGUCGGAUCCGCCCCCGCCGGAGGAGGCUCGGCGGCCGGGGACGAGGGUGUCGCCCACCUGAAGACGGCAAGCCAGAUCCUGAGUGAUGCUGCUGAGCUGACAGCCCACGGCCCCACCGUUCCCCAUGGAGAAAGGACUCGCUUUACCCCAGGACUGCUGGGACUUUCUGCACAGCCUGAGGAUGAGGAGCAAAUAUGCCCUUUUCCUGGCUUUUGUGGUGGUGGUUUUUGUCUUCAUUGAAAAGGAAAAUAAAAUCAUAUCAAGGGUAUCAGACAAGCUGAAGCAGAUCCCGCAACCCCUGGCUGAUGCCAACAGCACCGACCCAGCCCUCAUCUUGGCCGACAAUGCAUCCCUGUUGUCCCUGAGUGAGCUCGAUUCGGCCUUCACCCAGCUGCAGGGCCGCCUGCGAAACCUCAGUCUGCAGCUGGGUGUAGAGCCGGUGGGGGAAGAGGCUGGGGCGGAGGCUGAGGUUGCAGCUGGGGACGAGGGGCCACCGCCACCCCCGGGGGCCGGGCCCCGGCGCCACGUGCUGCUUAUGGCCACCACGCGCACCGGCUCCUCAUUCGUGGGCGAGUUCUUCAACCAGCAGGGCAACAUUUUCUACCUCUUCGAGCCGCUGUGGCACAUCGAGCGCACGGUGUCCUUCGAGUCGGGAGGUGCCAGCGCUGCGGGCUCAGCCCUGGUCUACCGCGACGUGCUCAAGCAGCUGUUUCUGUGCGACCUGUACGUGCUGGAGCACUUCAUCAGCCCGCUGCCCGAGGACCACCUGACCCAGUUCAUGUUCCGCCGCGGCUCCAGCCGCUCGCUAUGCGAGGAGCCCGUGUGCACGCCCUUCGUCAAGAAGGUCUUCGAGAAGUACCACUGCAAGAACCGCCGCUGCGGGCCCCUCAACGUGACGCUGGCCGCCGAAGCCUGCCGCCGCAAGGAGCACAUGGCCCUCAAGGCCGUGCGCAUCCGGCAGCUGGAGUUCCUGCAGCCGCUGGCCGAGGACCCGCGGCUGGACCUGCGCGUCAUCCAGCUGGUGCGGGACCCGCGCGCCGUGCUGGCCUCCCGCAUGGUGGCCUUCGCGGGCAAGUACGAGGGCUGGAAGAAGUGGCUGGCUGAGGGGCAGGCGCGCCUGGGGGAGGAGGAGGUGCAGCGGCUGCGGGGCAACUGCGAGAGCAUCCGGCUGUCCGCGGAGCUGGGGCUGCGGCAGCCCGCCUGGCUGCGCGGCCGCUACAUGCUCGUGCGCUACGAGGACGUGGCGCGCUGGCCGCUGCAGAAGGCGCGCGAGAUGUACCGCUUCGCUGGCAUCCCCCUGACGCCGCAGGUGGAGGACUGGAUCCAGAGGAACACGCAGGCGGCGCAGGACGGCAACGGCAUCUACUCCACGCAGAAGAACUCCUCGGAGCAGUUCGAGAAGUGGCGUUUCGGCAUGCCCUUCAAGCUGGCGCAGGUGGUGCAGGCCGCCUGCGGCCCCGCCAUGCGCCUCUUCGGCUACCGGCUGGCGCGGGACGCCGCCUCGCUCACCAACCGCUCCGUCAGCCUGCUGGAGGAGCGCGGAACCUUCUGGGUCACGUAGGCGGCCCCGGGCUCGCGCACGCGCACUCCCCUCCUUGGGAAAGACCCGCCCUUGCCUGCCUUGCCCCCAGGACAGCCGGCGGUGAGCUGGUGGCUCCGGUAGAGGGCGGCCAGGCGGGUGAGCGGCCUCCAGCGGGGCAGGCAGCCUUUCUGGAGCAGUGGGCUCCCCCCAUGUCGCAGCCUGGGGCCUGGGGUCUCUCACCGAGAGCGGGACAGCGCCUGUCCCCCAGGGCUGCCAGGCCAGGACCUAAGGCGCUGUGGUCUCCUGAGUAGGCAUCCAGGCCCGGAGCUAUUGACAACAAGCCUUUCUCUGUCUCUUGUCUCUCUCUCUCUCACACACACAAUAUAAGAAA
Messenger RNA from Mustela lutreola (European mink), 2002 nucleotides. RefSeq names its product carbohydrate sulfotransferase 3 (gene CHST3). Bases 214 to 1650 code for a protein of 478 amino acids. Gene Ontology annotation, molecular function: chondroitin 6-sulfotransferase activity; N-acetylglucosamine 6-O-sulfotransferase activity. NCBI's taxonomy places the organism in Eukaryota, Metazoa, Chordata, Mammalia, Carnivora, Mustelidae. Gene Ontology annotation, biological process: N-acetylglucosamine metabolic process; carbohydrate metabolic process. The transcript is spliced from 3 exons. Gene Ontology annotation, cellular component: Golgi membrane. The record is from RefSeq and is a predicted model, not a curated record.